Molecule: messenger RNA, 8647 nt
Organism: Dryobates pubescens (Downy woodpecker)
Lineage: Eukaryota; Metazoa; Chordata; Aves; Piciformes; Picidae
Product: cullin-9
Molecular function (GO): zinc ion binding
Source: RefSeq, a predicted model, not a curated record
CAUCUCCUGUCAUGGUGAACGAGAGGCACAAUGGCAACCUGCUUGUGCAGCUGGGCCCCAGACUGCAGGCCUGCCCGCAGGAGCUGCUGCGGCAGCGGCGGGGCCACGACGGGCAGCCCGAGUACCUGGUCCAGUGGAGCGUGGUCAGCUCGGAGCAGAGAGCAGCGGAAGGAGGCAGCAGCUCCUCCGCAGAGAGCAAGCCAGAGAAGAUCUCGCUGUGGAUGUCUGCAGAAGAGGUCUGUGCCAGCUGCCCGGCCUUGCUGGGCAAGAAGAAGCCGGCAGGGCCGUGGGUGAAAGAGGAGGAGGCGGCCGGCCCCUCGGCCGCAGACGUGCCCCCGGACGAGGAGUGGCUGCAGGAGAUGAAGGCUGAUGUCAGGAGCCUGGUGCGGAGAGCCGGCCGGCAGAUGGCCGAGGCCGGGGCCCCCGAGGCCUCCGUCCUCAACACCGUCCACGUGCUGAGCGCCUACGCCGGCAUCGGCUCGCUGGCAGACGCCUUCAGGGAGGCAGGAGCCCUGGAGCUGCUGCUGAAGAUGCUGUGCCACCAGGAGCAGGAGAUCCGCCACAGCGCCGGCAAGAUGCUGAGGGCCCUGGCUUCGCACGACGCAGGGAGCUGGGCCUAUGUCCUGCUCUCCCUGAGCCAGCAGGAUGGCAUUGAGCAGCACAUGGACUUUGAGAGUCGGUACACCUUGCUGGAGCUGUUUGCUGAGACCACCUCCUCUGAGGAGCACUGCAUGUCCUUUGAGGGGAUUCACCUUCCCCAGAUCCCUGGCAAGCUGCUGUUUGUCCUGGUGAAGCGCUACCUGCGCGUCACCUCUCUGUUGGAGAAGCUCGGCAGCGACACGGAGCAGGGCGGGGAGCAGCGGGACUGCGCCGUGCCGGGCGCGGUGCCGGCGGAGAGCAGCCGAGCGAAGCGGGAGUUCGAGUUCAGCACGGCCAUGGGCAACCUGCUGCUGGAGCUGGCGCACGUGAUGGGCUGGGACGAGGGCCGGCCGGCGGAGCCCCCGGCCCGGCGGGAGCCGCUGGAGCCCCCCGGCGCGCGCUCCAUUUUCCAGCGCGGGGCCGCGUCCCGCGGCGCCGCUCCGGCGGCCGCCGGCGCCCCGCCGCGCGUGCCCGGCGCCCCGCGGCCGCGCUCGGCCUUCCCGGGCCGCGGCGGCUGCGCCGAGCACGUGCGCGCGAGGCUGGCGCGCGGCGCGCGGGUGCGCCUGCUGCAGGACUUGGAGCAGCUGCGCGCGGGCGACGAGGGCCAGUUGCGUCAGAGCGGCGAGAGCGCGCCGCACGUGCAGGUGUACUGGCACGGCCUGGGCCGUACCUCCUGGGUGCACCGGCACAUGCUGGAGAUCGUCGGCCCUGCGGAGCAGGAGGGGCCGGAGGGGCCGGAGAAGCUGUCCGCUGUGACGUGCGGCCGCAGGGCAGCAGCAGUGAGGAUGGUUGUCCCCAUCUCUGCGGCUUCUGGGGUCUCCUGCCAGCAUGUUCCCCUUUCUUGGCGCCCUGCUGUCAGCUGCUGUCCCCACAGCAGGCUGUGGGGCAGAGGGCACCUGUUGUGCCCAGCUGGUCUGCAGGAGCUGUCUCCCUGGGGAAGGUGGGGAGUGCAGCAGAGGGUGGGGAAAGGGCAGAGCUGGCAGUGCCCUUCCUUGCUCUGCUCCCCUGCAGCUGCCCGGCCGUUGUUCUGCAAGCCCUCUGGGGGGCUGCACUCCCUGCCUUACCUGAGGGAGCAGCCCAGCAAGGCUGCCGAGGCGCUGAGCCGUGCGGAGUGGUGGGAGCUGCUCUUCUUUGUGAAGAAGCUGGAAGCAGAGGAGCAGAAAGAGAUCAUCUGCCUCAUCCAGCAGCAGCAGGGAGAGCAGCUGUUGGAGGUGGAUGAAGAAGCUCUGCUGCAGCUGUCAGUGCCUGCAGAGCUGGCCCAGAAGGUGCUGCAGGAAGUGGAGAAGCGGUGCCAGGGCAGCACUCGGUGUGACCUGCGUAGCUCCCACGUCUACAGCAAAUACUUCCUCGGCAGUGGGGCUGAGCAGGCCGGCGCGGGGGGCACCUCGAUGUCCUGGGAAGGUGGUGGCUCUGGGAGCCUUGUGCCUGAAGCCAGGGCGGCCAAGGCAGCAGAGAGCCUCUGUGCAGCAAAGGAGAACCUUUCUGCAGGCACGGCGCCGCCGCGAGCCCCUGCUGCAGCAACCAAGGGGGAUGCCCAGCUGUUCAGCGAGCUCCUGGAGAGGGAAGGGCUGCUCUCGCCAGAGGUGACCGAGGAGCAGAGCAGAGCGCUGGGCAGCUGCAGCGGGGCGAGUGCCAGGGCCGCGCUGGCCCAGGUGGCAGCCAUGGUGGAGGUGCUGGAGAGCAGCAGGCCGGAGAUGGGGCUGUGCUUGGCUGGGCUCAAGCACAUCCUGAAGUUUCUGGAGGAGGAGCCUGAGCAGCAAGCGGGCCAAGUCCAGGAUGGGCCGGAGAGCAGGAGUGUGGGGGAGCGGCUGGUGAAGGCGGCGGUGGAGCUGCUGAGCGGCGAGGCGGCGGAGAAGGCCCCGGCGGUGGCGACGCUGCGGCUGCUGGCCCUGCUGCUGGCCGGGCACGACUGGAGGGUGGCGUUUGCCACGGAGGGCGGCGUGCGAGCCGUGCUGGCCUGCAUGCGGCGGCACGGCUCCUCCGCCCUGGUGCAGCAGGCGGGCCUGGCGGCCCUGAAGGUGCUGGUGGGAGCCGAGGCUGUGAGCCCCGGAGCGGCUGGCGGGAAGGCCUCUGCCCUGAGCCACGCCGACGCCCAGGUGAUGCGGGAGGUCUUUGCCAGCAUCGGCUCCGCCUGCGGCGAGAGCUCGGCCAGCCUGCUGAGCGCCAUCCCUGCUGCCAUCAGCACCAUGCAGAGGGUGCCAGGGGGCUCCUCGGGGGUGCGCAACGGCUUGGCGGUGGUGAAGAUGCUGCUGGAGAAGCACCGGGGCCUGGCGGAGCAGCUGGUGAGCUGCGACCUCCCCAGGGUGCUGCAGAGCUGCUGGGGGCAGGGGCAGAGCAGCGACUGCCCCCAGGCAGCGCUGGCCCUCAGCGUGGUCAACAGCCUGGCGGAGCACCGGCUGCCCCUGGGCAGGGCAGGCAGAGAGGCCCCGCUGGAGCUGGGGGACGUGCGGAUGCUGCUGGGGGACCCGGGGGCCGGCGUCCUGUCGAAGGAGGUGGUGGUGGCCCUGGAGCGGCAGCUGAGCGCCGCCCUCCCCUCCGGCCAGGAGUCGCCGCUGCUGCAGGACCGCAGAAGCUUCAGGCUGCUGCUGCGCAGCCUUGAGCUGCUGGGAGCAGAGAAGGCUGUGAGCCUGAGUGUCCUCAGGAUCCUGAAGAAGCUGCUGGCCGGUUACCAGGAGGACGCGCUGCCGUGGCACGAGUGUGUGGAGCCCUGUUUGUCCUCCCUGAGUGCCCACAGCGGUGACCAGGAGGUGCUGCAGGAGGCGGUUGGCUUCCUGCACGGCCUGGCCAGCGCCAGCAAGGACUGCGCGGUGGUGAUGUGCGGCGUGGGCACCCAGCCGGCCCUGAGCCAAGCCCUGGCCAAGCACGGCUCGGUGCCGGCGCUGGCGCCGGCCCUGCUGGCCCUGCUGGCCGCCUGCGAGCGGCAGGCCGCGCUGUGCCGGCGGCUGACCGCCGGCAUCCUGAGCGGCUGCAUGCAGCUGGUGCUGGGGCAGAUUGAGGAGCACCGCCGGAGCCGGCAGCCCCUGGGCAUCCCCUUCCUCGACGUCUUUCUGCGCCGCCUGUGCCGAGGCUCCAGCGUGGAGGUGAAGGAGGAGAAGUGCUGGGAGAAGGUGGAGGUCUCCUCCAACCCUCACCGCGCCGGCAAGCUGACGGACAGGAACCCCAAGACCUACUGGGAGUCCAACGGCAGCGCCGGCAGCCACUUCAUCACCGUCCACAUGCAGCGGGGGGUGGUGAUCAGGGAGAUGAGCAUGCUGGUGGCCAGCGAGGACUCCAGCUACAUGCCCGCUCGAGUGGUGGUGCUGGGGGGAGACAGCCCUGCCAGCAUCAGAACCGAGCUCAACUCGGUGACCGUCCUGCCCUCGGCCAGCAGAGUGACCCUGCUGCAGAACAUGACCCAGUUCUGGCCUGUCAUCCAGGUGCAGGUGAAGCGGUGCCAGCAGGGUGGCAUUGACACUCGCGUGCGUGGCAUCGAGGUGCUGGGGCCCAAGCCCACCCUCUGGCCCGUCUUCAGGGAGCAGCUGUGCCGCCGGACGUUCCUCUGCUGCAGCGCGCUGGCUCGUGCCUGGUGCCAGGAGAUCAGCCGGGACCGGGGCCGGCUGCUGCAGCUCUCCGGCAAGCUGAACCGAGCGCUGCAGCACGAGCAGGGCUUUGCUGAGCGCUUCCUUCCUGACGCUGAGGUGGCCCAGGCCUUGGGCAGGACGUGCUGGGAGGCCCUGGUGACCCCCUUGGUGCAGAGCAUCACCAGCCCAGAGCCCAAUGGCAGCAGCCCCCUGGCCUGGCUGCUGAGCGAGUACCUGGAGAGCCAGGAGUGGCCCCAGCCUGCCCCCAGCGGCGGUGCCCCCAGCGGCGGUGCCCCCAGCCGCGGUGCCGCCUUCGGGCCCCGCGUGCGGCGCCUGACCCAGCUCCUGGUGCACGUGGACCCAGACUGCCCAGAGCCGGAGCAGGCCAAAGCAGCUGGUGGGAAGGAAGGAAAGGACAAGGAGGUGGCUGCCAAGGCGGCAGUGAAGAGGUCAGGCAGCCUGUGGGGCAUCUCCCAGUGCUGGCAGGGCGUGGUGCAGCAGCAGGUGCAGCGGUUCCUGGAGCUGGCAGGGCAGGCGCCAGACCUGGUGGAGCGCUACUGCCAGCUGUACCAGCGCCUGCGCCGUGCCACGGAGGAGCUCUUUGGGCAGCAGGGCUCCUUCCUGCUGGCCCUGGGCCAGGGCUUUGCAGGGGCUUUGGUGCAGCUGCCCUUCCGUGCUGCCCUGCACGUCAGUGAGCAGUUUGCCUGCUACCUGGAUGGGCAAGUCCAGGAGCUGUGCGGGGCUGCCGGCAGCGUGGGGCCACUGCAGCAGAUCCUGGAGCCCUUCGUGGCUGUCAGCGGCCUGGAGCUCGCCCACACCUUUGAGCACUUCUACCGGCACUACCUGGGGGACCGACUCCUGGCACAAGAGCCCUCGUGGCUGGAAGCAGCCAUCGUGGAGCAGCUUGGGCUGUGCUUCCCCAGCCGCUUCCCCCAGCAGAUGCUGAGCAACUUGGCCCAGUCGGAGGAGCUGCAUCAGCAGUUUCGCCUCUUCCAGCUGCAGGAGCAGGACAGGCAGCUGCUGGAGCUGGCCUCGGGCCCGGAGGAGGUGAGCCUGCUGGGGGGAGCCGGGGGCCGCUGGGCCGCCCGGCAGCGGCCCCGGGGCCCGUCCUGAGCCCCCCGGUCUCCGUGUGCCCAGGGCCCGGGGCCGGCCUCGCCGGCAGCUGUGCCAGAGGUGAAGGUGCUGACUCUGUCGCCGCGCUGCUGGCCCGUGGCCCCCCUCUGCUACAUGGACGACCCAGGGAGGUUCUUCUCGGCGGCGCUGAGCUCCCCCCUGGAGCAGUUUGCCUCCUUCUGCAGGCGCAGCCAGGCCUGGCUGGGCUGGGAGUGCACCAAGCCCCGGCGGCUGCAGUGGACGUGGCUGGGCCACGCCGAAGUGCGGUUCGGAGCCUGCCUGCUCCGGGUGUCCACGCUGCAGAUGUACAUCCUGCUGUGCUUCAACGGUGCCCAGGAGGUGGCUGUGGAGAGCCUGCUGCAGGCCACGGGGCUCCCUGCUGACCUGCUGCACCAUGCCCUGGCACCGCUGACCCGCAGCGAGGGCAUCCUGGUGGGCAGCUGCACGCCAGGAGCUCCAGGUGUGCUGCGGCUGAACCCAGAGGCCCUGGCCCAUGCCUCUGGCCCCCACCUGAGGCUGCUGCCCCAGCAGAGGUACCUGAGGUCAGAGGGGGCUGAUCCCAGCGUCCUGGAAAGGAAGAGGAACGUCCUCUGCUGCCUCAUCACUCGCAUCCUCAAGGUGGAGAAGCAGCUCCACAUCGACAACCUGGUGUUCAGGGUGACCGCUGCCUGUCAGAAGGGGGAGCUGGGGCCGGGGCUGCAGUUCCUGAGCUUCUGCUGCCACAGUGUGGAUGUGCUGUCCUGUAUCCUGCACCUGCUGAAGCAGGGCUACAUCCGGCGCCAGGAGGAGAGGCCUCACGUCUUGGAGUACAUCUCUGCAGAGCCUACAGCCCCUUUUGGGGGCCAGGCACAGAUGGUUUUCCAGAGUGGGCCCCCAGAGGCGUCUCCGGAGGAGGACAGCGGAGGCUCCCCGUGCUGGUUGAGCCCUGGCAUGAGCAGGUUGGAGGAGUUUCUCCUGGCAACGCUGCAGGUGCCAAUGGGGCAGACACUGAGUCCCGAGGAGGCCAAGCUGCUCAUGAACCAGACGGUACAGCAGGUCCAGGAUACUCUCAGCAUCUCGGGGGAUGUUGCUUGGCACCUCCUCAUGCACUGCAGGUGGAAUGUGGAUUUUCUGAUCCAGUGCUAUGUUGAGAACUCUGAGACCCUGCUCAUCUCCUCGGGGCUGCAAGUGCUGGAUUCCCAACCCCCUCCCAGCCCAGGAACCCCCUGCCCGGUCUGUGUGACCCAGCUGUGUCCCACCGAGAAGCCACCAACCCUCUGCUGCAUGCACUACUGCUGCAAGCCCUGUUGGAAUGAGUAUCUCACCACUCGGAUUGAGCAGAACAUGGUUGUCAGCUGCACCUGUCCCAUAUCUGAGUGCCAUGCACAGCCAACUGCAGCCUUCAUUUAUUCCAUUGUUUCUUCUGAGGAGAUUAUCGCCAAGUAUGAAAAAGCUCUCCUCAGAGGUUAUGUGGAGUGCUGCUCCAACCUAACAUGGUGCACCAACCCUCAGGGUUGUGAUCAGAUCCUUCUUAAGGAUGGGCUUGGCUAUGGAGCAGCCUGUUCCAAGUGCUCCUGGAUAUCCUGCUUCAGCUGCAAUUUCCCAGAGGCCCAUUAUCCUGCCAGCUGCAGCCACAUGUCUCAGUGGGUGGAUGAUGAUGGGUACUAUGAAGGAAUGACAAGUGAAGCCCAAAGCAAACAUCUGGCUAAGCUCAUUUCAAAGCACUGCCCAAGCUGCCAAGCUCAGAUAGAGAAAAAUGAGGGGUGCCUGCAUAUGACCUGUGCCAAGUGCAACCAUGGCUUCUGUUGGCGCUGCCUCAAGCCCUGGAGCCCCACUCAUAAGGAUUAUUACAACUGCUCUGCUAUGGUGAGUAAAGCAGCUUGGCAGAAGCAGCGUUUUCAGGAUUACAAUGAGAGAUGCACCUUUCAUCAUCACGCAAGGGAGUUUGCUGUGAAUCUGAGGAGCAGACUCUCUUCCAUCCAUGAGGUGGCCAAAAUGAGAACUCUGAGCUUUGUUCUGGAUGCCUGCAAAGUACUGGAGCAGGCACGGAAGGUUCUGGCCUACUCCUGUGUGUACAGCUACUAUAACCAGGACAUUGACAGCAUAGAUGUUGUGGAACAGCAGACUGAGAGCCUGGAGCUGCACACUAAUGCUCUACAAAUCCUUCUGGAGGAAGCCUUGCUGAAGUACCAGGACCUGGCCUCUUCUCUUCGUCUCAUGAAAGCAGAGCACUUCAGUGCUGGGCUGGAGCUGGUGCACCAGAUCAAGGAGCGUCUCUUUGCCAUUCUGUGGCACUCCACACAGGAUUUCCACGUUGGACUCCAGACUUUGGCAGAUGCCAGCCAGAGAAAGGUGGAACUCCCAAAUGUGCCUGCUUCAGCCACUGACUCUGCAGGGCCAAAAUGUACCAUCCUGUGGGACUCCCCCAACACAAAUGAAGGUGACCAAGAGGCUGAAGAUGAGUAUGAGCUGCAGUGGCAAGAAGACUAUGAUGAUGAUGGUGACGAUGAUGAUGACAGCGACGACGACGAUGACCUUGAUGAAGACAACUUUCUGUUUGAUGCUGAGUCAGAAAACCUGGAGUGUGACUCCUACUUUGAUGAGGAAGAUGCCUAUGACUAGAAGUGGGCUGUCACCCGGCCUGCCAGCCUGGACCUCUGCCUCUGCUCUGCCUUGACCAGUUUGUGUUGGCAUCUUCCCUCAAAGACAGUGAGUAGCUCUCAGGCAGAGCAAAGAGACCUUUCUUCUGGGGGCUACCUGUGCAGUGACUCACCUUUAAUGUACAGAAACUUUGCUCUGGACUGAUGGGCUGCAUUACUGUGGCCACCUCUCAGGAAGACAUCUCCUUGCCUUUCUCCUUUCUCUCCACUGCUGCCCAUAGCUCUCUCACCGAGUUGGAAGGUCACAGCUGAGCUGCAAAGCGAGCACUGCUUGCCACCUGUUAAAGAACUGUUCAGUAUCCUUGGGCAUGCUGUCCCCAAGGGGUGGGCACAAGCAAAGAGGGCACUGCCUCAUCCAGCCAGUGUUUAGAGGUGUUGUGAAGUGAUGAGUUUACCCUCAGGUCAAAGCUGGUGGGGUGCCACAGCUGGAUGUUGCUGCAGUGCAUUCCUCUAGUUGACAGGGACAGCUUCUGCUGCUGCUUGUUGGAGUUGUUGCCUUCUCUGCUGUGAAGCAGGAUGGGCUGCUAUGAACAGCACAGGCUUGCAGGACUCUUUUGAAGUGCAUAACUGACCCCACAGGCACAUCUGUGAGGUACAUCUGUAGUUACACGCCUGCAGAGGUCGUUCAGAUCAUCCUUCCUCUUUGCAAAGGAAAAACAGCAACCCUGAGGAGCAAGGGUUGAAAAAGGUUCUGUU